Molecule: messenger RNA, 4709 nt
Organism: Octodon degus (degu)
Lineage: Eukaryota; Metazoa; Chordata; Mammalia; Rodentia; Octodontidae
Gene: Smc4
Product: structural maintenance of chromosomes 4
Exons: 21
Coding region: 212-3370 (1052 amino acids)
Biological process (GO): mitotic chromosome condensation
Cellular component (GO): chromosome
Molecular function (GO): ATP binding; ATP hydrolysis activity; protein binding
Source: RefSeq, a predicted model, not a curated record
GAUGAACACAAGGAUAUUCCGAGUUGUACUGUAGAAGUUCAUUUUCAAAAGAUAAUUGAUAAGAACAGCGUACAGAGAUAAUACUUCUGUCUAUCACAUAAGUGGGAAGAAAUCAACUUUUAAGGAUGUUGGGAACCUUCUUCGAAGCCAUGGAAUUGACUUGGACCAUAAUAGAUUUUUAAUAUUGCAGGGUGAAGUUGAACAAAUAGCUAUGAUGAAACCAAAAGGCCAGACUGAACAUGAUGAGGGCAUGCUCGAAUAUUUAGAAGAUAUAAUUGGUUGUGGACGACUAAAUGAACCUAUUAAAGUCCUGUGUCGAAGAGUUGAAAUACUGAAUGAACACAGAGGAGAAAAGUUAAACAGAGUUAAAAUGGUGGAAAAAGAAAAGGAUGCCUUAGAAGGAGAGAAAAACAUAGCCAUUGAAUUUCUUGCCUUGGAAAAUGAAAUAUUUAGGAAAAAAAAUCAUGUUUGUCAGUAUUACAUCUAUGAUUUGCAGAAACGAAUUACUGAAAUGGAGAUGCAGAAGGAAAAGAUUCAUGAAGAUACCAAAGAAAUUAAUGAGAAGAACAAAAUACUGUCAAAUGAAAUGAAAGCAAAGAAUAAAGCUGUGCAAGAUAUAGAGAAGAAACUCAAUAAAAUUACAAAAUUCAUUGAAGAGAAUAAAGAAAAAUUUACACAGGUGGAUUUGGAAGAUGUUCAAGUUAGGGAAAAAUUGAAGCAUGCUACUAGUAAAGGCAAAAAACUGGAGAAACAACUUCAAAAAGAAAGAGAAAAGGUUGAGGAAUUUAAAAGUAUACCUGCCAGGAGUGAGAACAUCAUUACUGAAACAACAACUAGAAACAAUUCCCUUGAAAAGGAAAAAGAGAAGGAAGAGAAAAAAUUAAAGGAAGUUAUGGAUAGUCUUAAACAGGAAACACAAGGGCUUCAGAAGGAAAAAGAGAGUCGAGAAAAAGAGCUUAUGGGUUUCAACAAAUCUGUAAAUGAAGCACGUUCAAAGAUGGAGGUGGCCCAGUCAGAACUUGAUAUCUACCUCAGUCGUUAUAAUACUGCAGUAUCUCAAUUAAGUAAGGCAAAAGAAGCUCUAAUUGCAGCUUCUGAAACUCUCAAAGAAAGGAAAGCUGCAAUCAGAGAUAUAGAAGGGAAACUCCCUCAAACAGAACAAGAAUUAAAGGAGAAGGAAAAAGAACUUCAAAAACUUACGCAAGAAGAAAUAAAUUUCAAAAGUUUGGUUCAUGACCUUUUCCAAAAAGUUGAAGAAGCAAAAAGCUCCUUAGCAAUGAAUCGAAGUAGAGGGAAAGUACUUGAUGCAGUAAUUCAAGAAAAAAAGUCUGGCAGGAUUCCAGGAAUAUAUGGAAGAUUGGGGGACUUAGGAGCCAUUGAUGAAAAAUACGAUGUAGCUAUUUCAUCCUGCUGCCAUGCCUUAGACUACAUUGUUGUUGAUUCUAUUGAUACAGCCCAAGAAUGUGUAAACUUCCUCAAAAGACAAAAUAUUGGAGUUGCAACCUUUAUAGGUUUAGAUAAGAUGGCAGUCUGGGCCAAAAAAAUGACCAAAAUUCAAACUCCUGAAAAUACUCCUCGGUUGUUUGAUUUAGUUAAAGUGAAAGAUGAGAAAAUUCGCCAAGCUUUUUACUUUGCCUUACGAGACACCUUGGUAGCUGACAACUUGGAUCAAGCCACAAGAGUAGCAUAUCAAAAAGAUAGAAGAUGGAGGGUGGUAACUUUACAGGGGCAAAUCAUAGAACAGUCAGGUACAAUGACUGGUGGUGGCAGCAAAGUAAUGAAAGGACGAAUGGGUUCUUCAGUUGCUGUUGAAAUCUCUGAGGACGAGGUAAAUAAAAUGGAAUCCCAGUUGCAAAGAGAUUCUAAGAAAGCAAUGCAAAUCCAAGAACAGAAAGUACAACUUGAAGAAGCAGUAGUUAAGUUACAACAUAAUUAUCGAGAAAUGAAGAAUACACUCGAGAAGUUCACUGCAAGCAUCCAGCGUUUAUCAGAGCAAGAAGAAUACUUGAAUAUACAAGUUAAGGAACUUGAAACGAAUGUACUUGCCACAGCCCCAGACAAAAAAAAGCAGAAAUUGCUGGAAGAAAAUGUCAGUGCUUUCAAAACAGAGUAUGACAGUGUGGCUGAGAAAGCUGGUAAAGUAGAAGCUGAGGUUAAACGAUUACACAAUAUCAUUCUGGAAAUCAAUAACCAUAAACUCAAGGCCCAACAAGACAAACUUGAUAAAAUCAAUAAGCAACUAGACGAAUGUGCUUCUGCUAUUACUAAAGCCCAAGUAGCAAUCAAGACUGCUGACAGAAAUCUUAAAAAAGCACAAGACUCUGUGUUUCGUACCGAGAAAGAAAUAAAGGACACUGAGAAGGAAGUAAAUGACUUAACAGCAGAACUAAAAAGUCUUGAGGACAAAGCAGCAGACAUCAUAAACAAUACAAAUGCUGCAAAGAAGUCUUUACCAGAGAUCCAGAAGGAACAUCGAAAUCUGCUUCAAGAACUAAAAGUUAUUCAAGAUAAUGAACAUGCCCUGCAAAAAGAUGCACUUAGUAUUAAGUUGAAACUUGAACAAAUAGAUAGUCACAUUGCUGAACAUAAUUCUAAAAUCAAAUAUUGGCGAAAAGAGAUUUCAAAAAUAACACUUCAUCCUAUAGAAGAUAAUCCUGUUGAAGAGGUUUCUGUUCUAAGCCCAGAGGAUCUUGAAACAAUCAAGAGUCCAGAUUCUAUAACAAACCAAAUUGCACUUUUGGAAGCCCAGUGUCAUGAAAUGAAACCAAACCUUGGUGCCAUUGCAGAGUAUAAAAAGAAAGAAGAAUUAUAUUUGCAGCGUGUUGCAGAAUUGGAUAAAAUUACUUCUGAAAGAGAUAAUUUUAGACAGGCAUAUGAAGAUCUUCGAAAACAAAGACUUAAUGAAUUCAUGGCAGGUUUUUAUAUAAUAACAAAUAAAUUAAAGGAAAAUUACCAAAUGCUCACUUUGGGAGGAGAUGCUGAGCUGGAGCUGGUAGACAGCUUGGACCCUUUCUCUGAAGGAAUUAUGUUUAGUGUUAGACCACCUAAAAAAAGUUGGAAGAAAAUCUUCAACCUUUCAGGAGGAGAAAAAACACUUAGUUCACUGGCAUUGGUAUUUGCUCUUCACCACUACAAACCAACUCCUCUUUACUUCAUGGAUGAGAUUGAUGCAGCCCUUGAUUUUAAAAAUGUGUCCAUUGUUGCAUUUUAUAUCUAUGAACAAACAAAAAAUGCCCAGUUCAUAAUAAUUUCCCUUCGAAAUAAUAUGUUUGAGAUUUCUGAUAGACUUAUUGGAAUUUACAAGACAUACAAUAUUACAAAGAGUGUUGCAGUAAACCCAAAAGAAAUUGCAUCUAAAGGACUUCGUUGAAUUUUAUACUGAAGAUUCAAGUUAAAUUGGCAUAGAUUUUGUAUAUUGCUGGUUAUCUAAGAAUUGUGACCUGUACAAAAUACAUACUCUAAAUGAUGAUAAAAGUGUUUUAUGUUAAGAAUCAUGUUACAGGGCCCAGGGAGAUGGCUCAGUAGAAUAAGCUCUUGCCUGGCAAGUGCAACAUCCUGAGUUCAAUCCCUGGUACUGCAAAAAAAAAAAAAAAAAAAAAAAAUUCAUGCUACAAUGUUCUCUGAGGCAAUAGGAUUGUGGGUUCAGCCACGGCUGGGCAAUUUUAUAAUUUAGCAAGAUAACUGUCUUAAAGGGGGGAACUAAAAGUCUCACUAUGAAGGCCCUGGAGUUUAUUCCUCAGUGGGUAGCCCCCAGUUUUGUGGUUUUGGGUUUUGUUGUGUUUUGUUUCUUUCUUGUAUACCUGUUAAUAGGAGAUAGUAAAAAUGAAAGGGGGCUUUUGAAACGGUUUCAUUUCAUUGUGUAUUUCAGGCUCACAUUCACUAGAUAGCCAAAGCAGCCCCCAAAUUUGUGGUGAUCUUCCUGCCUCAGACUCUGAAAGUUACGGAAUUACAGUUUUAUGCUACCAUACCUGGCAGGAUGUGUUUCCUAAGUGACAGACGAUUAAGAAAAAUCAGAUUCCUGUAGUGUCAGAUGACUUGCUCUUUGUUCCAGAGGAGGGGUUAAGUUUGUUGAGAUAAAGUUCCAAAACUAAAACUUGUCAAGGCUCAACAUGCCUUCCUUUACUGGAUAUUCGAGCUACACUGGAAAAACCUGCUAAACUCAUCUUGGAUAAAUUUUUAAAGCAGUCCAACUGACUUUGACAAUCAUAUUACCCAAAUAAUGGGAACCUUAUUUUGUAAACAGCUAUUCUUAUAACGAUUUAGUAGGUACUUAAAAACUUGAUGUGCUUUGACUAUUUCAAAUUUGUUGCAAACGAAUGUAAAAAUGUUUGAACGUGAUUAUGCUAUAUUCUAACCUCACACGAAUGAAUAUAGUAAUAAGCGGAAUUUAGGAUACUGUGAAUAUUACUUGACAGCCAGGUUGUCAAGAUUUUUUAUUUGGCUCAAUAUGAUGCUACUGAAAGUAAGUCAACAACCACUUGACUGAAUCAAACAUCUUUGCCUUAGCUAUUUAAUUUCUGGAUAUUUAUCCUCAGGGUUUAAAAUGAAUUGUCUCAUUAUUCAGAAAACUAUUAUUUAGGGAUCAAAAACCUGACGUUUUGUAUCAUAGUGAAGGCAUUAGAAUGUCAACACAAAAGUAGAGCGAACUUAAAGCAAGUUGCAAAACUCAGGUACAGAGGGGAAAAUAGAAAAUGCUAUAUAUUAGUGCU